GAUGAAAAAAGUAUACUGUUGAAAUUAUAAAAUUUUAAAUGAAGUAAUGUUUUUACAUAAAAAAAAAUAGUAAUUUUCUAUAGUGUUCGAAAAUUCUCAAAAUUUAUUAAAAUUAAUAUGAUCUGACUAUGGUCAAAUCUCUACCUCAAAGUCAAGCAAAAAAAUAUGAUUUGGGCCAAAAUUAUUAAAAGCCCACCCUAAUCCAAAUUUCGAGACGUUCUAACUUGUAAAUUACGAAUUCCUUUUUCCCAGAUCGAGCUUCAUCUUCUUACUUCUCCCUCUAAAGAAAACCUUUAAGCAGCUCUAUCGAUGACAUCAACGCAACAAAAACGAUGAAGAAACCUCAUUUCUUGAAGAAUCCAGUGUUUUUCCUAUUUCUACUCAUCACUGUUUCUUCCCUAACUAUACUCAUCUUCUCCUUUCUCAAAUUACCGGAAACACCUCUCGCCGCCGGUAACCAUCUCCGCAAACUCCGUUACGAGCUCACCGAUGAACUCGGUUUAUUCGGGAAGAUGAUGAUCGAAAUGCUACCAGAAGAUCUGGUUUUCACUGCCUUCGUACCGUCGGAAAAAUCAUUCAGCCGAGAUCUAGGGCUGAAAUUAAACACUAGCCGUCCAAUUAAAUCCCACGAAGAAGACGACGACGGAGAUAACACAUACGCCGUCGUAUCGAGGAUCAUGAGUUUCGCGGUGGUUCCUUACAAAGUAGAAGAAGUAGACAUAGGGAACGACGAAACGGCGUCGUAUGAGUCGUUGAGUGGUUUCACACUUCAGAUUUGGAGAAAAAGAAAUGGUGGUGGAUUAGUCGUUAAUGGCGUUGAGACUGAGAAGAUGGGAUUAAAGAGAGGUAAAAUCAUCGUACAUAUAAUGAAUGGUGUUGUAAUGGAUUCUGAUUUCGCACAAUCUAUUGCUUCUUCUACUCCUAAAGACGAAGAUGAUGAUCCAUAGAGAAGAAGAAGAAGAAGAAGAUUAUUGUUUUGACUAAACAGAAAAUUAUUGACUUAAUCAUCCAAUCAGAAUCAGAGUUAAAUUGUUUUUCUACCAUAUUUUUGUUUUUUUACUUUUAAUCCCUCCACUAGCAAAACUCAAGUGGGACCCACAGAAUAGCCUAAGGCAGU
Molecule: messenger RNA, 1117 nt
Organism: Arabidopsis thaliana (thale cress)
Lineage: Eukaryota; Viridiplantae; Streptophyta; Magnoliopsida; Brassicales; Brassicaceae
Product: Fasciclin-like arabinogalactan family protein
Exons: 1
Coding region: 333-947 (204 amino acids)
Cellular component (GO): membrane
Source: RefSeq, marked reviewed